Molecule: messenger RNA, 498 nt
Organism: Ichthyophthirius multifiliis
Lineage: Eukaryota; Ciliophora; Oligohymenophorea; Hymenostomatida
Exons: 2
Source: RefSeq, a predicted model, not a curated record
AUGCAAGGCUUAAAGUUAUUUAAGAAGAAAAGGUAAACAUUUUUAUUGUAUUUUUUAUAAAAUAUUAAUAUAGAAAUUAAGACCCCAUUUAUUAUAAAGCAUUGGCUUAGAUCUUAAACUACUGGGAUGAAGAAAAAGAAAGAUAAGAAGCCUAAAAAUUUGUUAAAAAGAAAUGUGAAAGAAGGAUCUCCUGUUGAAGAAGAAUAUAUCGUGGAAUUCCUUUAAGAUAUUUAAUAAAGACUUGAUAUAUUUAGCGAUGUUAAAAAUCUUAUUUAGUAUUUAAUUUAUUAUGAUUUAUUAAGUGAGGCGGAAGAACUUAAUAGAGAAAUGAAGCUCUAUGGUGAAGAAGUUAAUACUAAAGUUAAAUCACUUAAAUAAAUUAUAUUUGAGGAAUAAAAUAUCUAAUUAUAUGAAAUAUAUCCUCAUAUAAAAGAGUUUGAUAAAAAUAAUAUGAAAGCGUUUGAUAUCUUUUUAUGUAAUUUUGAUCAUGUUUUAUGA